This is a messenger RNA of Salarias fasciatus (jewelled blenny), 903 nucleotides long. RefSeq names its product mitochondrial ribosomal protein S16 (gene mrps16). NCBI's taxonomy places the organism in Eukaryota, Metazoa, Chordata, Actinopteri, Blenniiformes, Blenniidae. Gene Ontology annotation, biological process: mitochondrial translation. Gene Ontology annotation, cellular component: ribosome; mitochondrial small ribosomal subunit. The transcript is spliced from 4 exons. Gene Ontology annotation, molecular function: structural constituent of ribosome. The record is from RefSeq and is a predicted model, not a curated record. The coding region runs from base 275 to 706 and encodes 143 amino acids.
CAUCCUGUACAAACAUGGCGGCGCCCUGAUAAAUGUCACAUUUGCUCCUCUUAAAAACAUUCAUAUACUGUUUUCUGUUUAAUUGGUUGAAACGGGAGCAAACAGGAUCGUCAGUUGCUGAAAUUUCGCUUCGCGUCGCUGACCGUCAUCAGAGGUAUCGCGCUUGAUUUAGAAGUUUAUUUUAACUGAAGCUAAAGUGAGCUGCUAGCGCUAGCUCGGGUUCUGUGUAAUGACAUUCUCAGUUGCAUGACACAGUAACAUUUCAGUGACCAUCAUGGUGCAUUUAUCGUCAUUCCUCCUGAAGAAGUACCACGGGGGUCACGUCGUCAUCCGACUGGCUCUCGCAGGCCACAAACAGGCCAACAGACCCUUUUACCGCAUCGUGGCAGCGUACAACAAAAGGGCGAGAGAUGGGAAAUACUUAGAGCAGCUGGGCACCUAUGACCCCCUCCCCAACAUCUACAACGAGAAACUCGUCAGUUUCAACUUUGAUCGCAUCAAGUACUGGAUCGGCUGCGGCGCACAAACGACCAAACCGGCGGCCAAGCUUCUCGGAUUAGCAGGAUUUUUCCCUCUACACCCCAUGACGAUAACAGAGGCAGAGCGCCGACGAGCCAAGCAGCAGCAGCAGCAGCAGCUGACGGAGGCAGCGAGAGAGACAGAGGGAUCUGAGGAGGAGGCGGGACACAAGCCGUCUGAAGUGUGACGGCUGAAGCUGGACUCUGUGUGACCGUCCACUUUCAAACGGAUGUCACAGCCAUUUGAAAAGAGAACAGAUGGAUUUGUUUUGCGACCGUUGUCUUUAUCACUUGUUUGUCUGAUGCUUCAUGUUUGAAUGGAGAAAGCUUCAAGCUGCAGUUUAUUUCAUGUGAAGUCAUUAAAAUUUUCCAAUAUUAUUCUGUU